This is a messenger RNA of Mobula hypostoma (lesser devil ray), 5034 nucleotides long. It is a transcript of the gene fam13c, whose product is annotated as family with sequence similarity 13 member C. The transcript is spliced from 10 exons. Bases 85 to 1614 code for a protein of 509 amino acids. The record is from RefSeq and is a predicted model, not a curated record. Lineage: Eukaryota; Metazoa; Chordata; Chondrichthyes; Myliobatiformes; Myliobatidae.
GGGUCACGAUUAAACUAUAAUCCGAGAUGUGCUUUAACUGCGGAACCCAGAACGAAACGGUAGCCUAUUAGUCAUCCUGGUUAGAUGGCUUUAAGUUCAGAUCAGCACCGCUGGCCGUCACACAAGUGUUCAAGGGUCUUGGCACCGAUAUUGUUCGCUGAAGGGACACUGAGGCAGCUGGUGGCUGAGCUAGCGAUCGUGCUAUCGUUUCAUGGCAUCAUGUUCUGCUUUUGUCUGCAGAGCUCCUUAAUGAAGCUGCAAACGCUUGACGUCGAGAUGUGUUCAUCUUUUCUACCAAGCCCGGAGGAAAGAUCUGCGGCGCAGUGUAGCAAGGAGCAAGCCCCCCAAAUAGGGCGAAAUGGGGCAGCCGAUGAAGGAAGCAGCGGCGAGCACACCACCACCAUUGCCCCUAUUAUUGAUUUCAAACUAAUGCAUCAGCAGCGAGAUAGUGACGAGCCGAUCCCAGCCUUUGAGAGCUGGCAGAGUGAGCCGGAGAAUGGAAGGGAAGCCCAUCGAUCACUGGGGGCUGGCAGAUUGCUGCAUCAUGUCACUGAAGGAGACAAUCCGCUGAUAUCGCCACGCUGCUCGAGUUUUAGUAAGAGUCAAAGAUUUGUACUGGAUACAGAGGCUGCUCCAUCCCCACCGAGUGCUCAACUCUUUAUCAUGCCAAGAAACUCUUCAUUAGUUAAUUCUGAGACUGAAAAUGGUCCAGUGUUGGUUAUGCAACUAACCAAACAGAUCCAGAACCUGAGAAAGAAAAUCCGGAAGUAUGAAGAAAAAUUUGAGCAAGAGAAGAAAUAUCGGCCCUCCCAUAGUGAUAAAGUUGCUGAUCCAGAAGUCUUGAAGUGGAUGAAUGACCUAACGAGGGCCCGUAAGCAGUUAAAAGAACUGAAACUAAAAAUCUCUGAGGAGGAGAAUAAUAGGCGGCACAGACAUCGAAGCAGUCUUCUAUCUGACAAAGAGAACAAUCAGCAUGCCUCAGAACUGCAGCAGAAGCCAAGUGUGGAAGAGACUGUACAAAUAGUGAUGAAGAAGUUAAAAGAAAAGCAGGAAAUGCUUGGCCUUCCAGAAGAUGUUAAGGUAUCAAAGCAGGAAAGAUUGCUCAUGAAGCCACUCUAUGACAGAUACCGAAGCAUACGGCAGCUUCUCUCACCUGUAGCUACAAUUCCCACUAUUGAAGAAGAAGGUUCUGAUGAAGAAACCAUCCUGAAGGGCAAUGAAACAUCUUGCAGACCAGCAGCUGAUUUUCCAUUCCAAGAAUUUGUAGAUAAUGUAGGUCAUCGAGAUGAAGAUCGUGAGCCAGGAUUUAUCCCCCUGGAAGAAAAGAAGGACACAAGGCAACUUACAAGUUCAUUGUCCAAUUUACAUGAAGCUUCCAUGCCUGAACUGUUGGAACACCUUCGUGAAACUAGAGCAGAGAAAAAGAAACUCCGUAAAACUCUCAGAGAGUUCGAAGAUCAAUUCUACAAACAAACAGGAAGGAAUGUCCAGAAAGAAGAUCGCAUACCAAUGGCUGAAGAGUACAAUGAGUACAAGCAUAUAAAGGCCAAGCUUCGAUUGUUGGAGGUUCUUAUCACGAAACUUGAUGGCUCAAAAAAUCUACUGAGUUCUUAGAAAACAGAAAAUUUUUGAAGACUAUUUUCUUGUCCUUGCAACAAACAGAGGAAGUUAUUCAAACCUCUUUAAAGCUCCUGGAUGUUUCAAGCUUGUGUUUGUGCCAUAGAAACUCUUGGCUGCACCUUACUAAUUACUGACAUCCCUAUAUCCCAACAGUGACAGCAAAAAUGAACACAGACGUUGUUGAGCAACUAAUCAAAGUCACUGUUACAAAAGACAAAGUGUUAUAAGAUGCACCAGUAUUUUUGAGCAGCUAGCUUUGAGAAUUUUAUUAAAUAGACCUUUUUUGACAUUGAUAAACAAUAUAUGAAUUCAUUUUUGGUAGGAGAUGUGUUUAGAACAAACACAAUUAUUGAUGGUCUCUGUUUGAGACUCCAUAGCACUUUAUUUGUAUCAACCUGGACUGAAAAGUCAUGUACAGUUAUAAAAGCCUGCCUAUUACUCAUUUUUUUGAUUUUCAAUUUAUAUCAUAUUAAGUAGUUUGUGGUUUAAAUACAAAUAUUAUCAUUGCUUGACAAUGAAAAAAAUUCAAAGUGGAUUUACAAUUGUCUGGGCACGAUCAUUUUUCUCAAGACCAUUUAAAACACGGUGAAGAUGCAAUUCCUUUAAUCAUUUUUGAUCAACUAAUGACCUGGGAUUGCCUUAUCUUUAUACCGUUUAUUAACUGUGUUUUCAUUUAUAUUUUUGGAUAGUACACUAAAAAUAUUUGUAAAGUUUUGUAACUUUCAUAAUUUUCACAAGUAGUGAUAUUCUGAGACUGUAAUAUGUCUGCAUGCAUAAUGUUCCUACAGUGCUUUAUUAGUUUUUUGUGCAUUAUGGUAUGAUGCAUUGAAAAUGUCCCAAUCAAUCCUUUCAACCAUUGCAUUUUGAAAUACUGGUUUUCCCACAAGAUUUAUGUGGACAAGGAAGGACAUUUGGACAAUCUUAUUUGGACUGUAAUAGGCCCUUCUGGCCCAAUGAGAUCGUGCCAUCCAAUUGCACCUAUGUGACCAAUUAACAUACUGACCCCUUACUUCUUUGGAAUGUGGGAAGGAACCCAUGCGGACAUGUGGCUAACGUACCAACUCCUUAUAGACAGUGGCAGGAAUUGAACCUGGGUGACUGGCGCUAUAAAGUGUUACACUAACUGCACUGCCCUAUCUUAGUUCAUUAUUCCAAAGAACUUCAAGUGAUUUAUAUUUUUUUUGAAGCUGGCUCCUUGGUUGUCUCAUGUUCUGCUCUCUCCAUGGUUACAUAAUAUCCAUUAAUUUGACUGCAAUAGGCAUCAUAAAUUUGAAAUGCCACUGUUGCAAAUAAUAAUUCUUAUAAUAGAGCGAUUACCCACUCUUAAGUUCCUCUCCAAAUGUAUAACAGCUGUUUCCUUCUUCAGGAAUUUCUCACUAAUUUCUAGUUUUAGACCUAGGAAGUUGCUACCUUAAGUCACAACUUUUCAUUUAGGUUUUUGUCUAAUGGUUUUUGGAAAUAACCCAUUGAAACAAGGUUUUCUUCAAUCCACUUAGUACGCUAAUUUGUUACAGAAUUUCAAAAAUUCAGUGUCUGUUGUUCAGGUUAGUGUUUUUACAGGUAAUCUUAAUAAUGAAUUCCAUUAUUUUCUGGCAGGAAUGUAAAACUAUUAGCUGAGCCUUGCAUUCUUAUCCCUUUUUACUGGGGUCACCCCAAUAUUCACUUCAUGUCCAUCAGCAUAAAUCGUAUCCCAUGUCUAAUGUUUUGAACACGUAUAUAUCACAGACCUUCAUAUAAUCAAUAAUUCUGGUCCUUCUGCUGAGUAGCAAACUAGGCAGUUCCCCAGUUACCUACCUGCUAAAUCUGGCAUUGCCUGCAGCAGGUUCCAAGUAUGCAUUUUACAGGUUUGCAUUAGUUUGCAAGGGAAGGUUUGACCAGUUUAAAUGACUAUUUCCACCUCAGAACUGUUUUUGUAUCUGGUUAACCUAUGUCUCCAGACUUAUUAUUUGUCAGGAACUUGGAUGUAUUUCUCAUUUCAGUUUCAAAAAGAUUCAGUAACUACUAAAAUUAAUUCUGCUAUUAAGGAUUUAAAAUUACUCUAUUUUAAUAAACAAAACUCAAACAAAAUUAGAUGAGCUCAUUUACAUCAAUGUAAAUUGUAUUUACCUUUUUCUCCUAUAGCCAAAUUUUCCCCCCAUUCAACAAGUGCUAAGAAAAUAUCAAAUAUCCAAAUCAGUUGUUUGCACUACUCAACUAUUAGUUUCAUAAAAGGAUAUCAUAUUAUUUAGCUCACUAUUAAAAUAUUUAAAUUGCUUUAUUUACACAGAUGAUGGGAACAAAAUUCAUGGUAGAAAAUUUUGUCCCAUUUCCGUCUGAGUAAUUUUUAAAGGUAAAAAUUGAUUACUGCCAGUCAACCUCACUAGCAUAUAAAUCUGAUUUAUGUAGAAGAAAAUUGUAAAAAGAAUUUGCAAAGGCAGAUCCAACUAAUGGCAGACAGUGUUAGAUUCUUUCUUAUGUUUAAUAAUUGCUUAACUUAGCUUUAAAUCUUUCAAUGAAUGCAGCUGUUGCACCCUUUCCACUUGGCUUUAUCGAAAGCUGAGCUGUUGUGCACAUAGAUUAAAUUGGUUAAAUUUAGUGUCCUGCUGAUUCCUAUUUAUACAUCCUUUCAAAACAAUUUCCUUAACCUUGUCUUUCGUUGGCUUGAAACUGGCUUUUUUUAAAUUAAAAAAAGCUAAGUGCCUCUUUGCUCUUGUAGGUGUCAAAACCAUGAAGUGGAAUUUUUAUCAUUCAAAAGUGCUACCAUACAAAAUAUGAAUGUCUAUUCAAUGUGUAUCAAAUAUAUGUUUGAAGCCUUUUUAAUGCUUAUUUGAACUGAAUUUGAUUUGCAUUUAAUUUGCAAAGUCAAAUGAAUGUAGAGGAAAGUUAAAUCUUUAUAAUAUGUGAAUAGUCUACCAAAAUACUUAUUGCUGAAUUGGAACUUCUCUGUCAAGUGGGACUAAUCAUGAAUUUCCUUGCUUGGUUCAAGUUAUCUGAAGCACCACAAAGCAAAAUUUAAUCCUUGGAUGGGAGCAUUGAUUCAAAAUCAUAUUGGCAAUGUUAUGAUUCAGCUUCAGUUGUACAAUUUAAACCACAAUCUACAAUUCAAGUUACUUAUCACAUCAGUUUAAAAAUCUGAUGUGUAAGGAAAGUUUUAAAUGCAGUGAUAAGUUGCCAUUCUUAAUUAAAAUUUAAAAGUUGUUUAGUAAACAUCUGUCCAUCCCUUUCUCUGGGAACCCUGUUCACUGAUACAAAUUGUUUAUGCAUUUUUUAAAGAAAGAGAUCAUAAAUUAUUGUUUGUUUAACACAAUGCCAAUAUAUGUAUUUUGUUGCAGUUAGGUAUUUAUUAAACAAUAGCUAUGUUUGUAAGAAGAAUAAUAGUUAAUGAUAUACAUGAAGUUAGUGUUGGAAUGUAAUAAAUAAGAGAUGAUAAUUGCA